AAUUUUUAUUUUUUUUAGGUCAUAUAAAGAUGACGCGAUCCCGCAACCGGCCCAGGGCAUUAUGCUUGGUUCUGAGGCUGUGAACAUCGACAGAUUUUUUAAACACACAAUUGCUUUGUUUGCUCUCGUUGCGCAGUGAAACCAGAAAACGACAAAAACAGCAGAGACAGAGCGCCUGACUUGAUCUAGACCCCGCAACCCUGCACAAGCGCAGAAACAAGCUCUUGUCACGCGCAGUUCCAGUUAGAUCUUACUGUAUUCACUGGAUUACCAAAGAAGUUUCUCGUCUUCUCAAUUGGACAAGCGAGUAACGUCACCUUACAGCCGAGGAAUUGCAACAAAAAACGCCCUGCUUAGUCUACUUGGCGCUAGCUGGUAGAUACUUUUUUUUUGGCAGUUGAGCCACUGCGGCAGUAGUCAUAAAGCUACAGAGGUAUAUUACGCAGUACCUACGACAAGUCGCACCCCACACUCCGACCAGUCACCAGACCAAAAUCGAAGCCUGCAAGUUUCCGCGCGACCUCCGAACUGCGAGCGAGUAUUUUGGCCAGGGCGAAUUUGCGUGGUAAAAACAAACAAAGCCGUCUGUUUUCUUACCCAAAACGGAAUUCCCCGGUCUUGUCACCCUGCACUGGCUUAUACCUUAAAGGCGUGCGCCUCCCAUGGCCUGUUCUUGACAAUCAAGUUCCCUUUCCCCAAGAAAAGUCAAAGCCUCUUUUAAAAACUUUGGGGAAGGUACAUCACCAAUCACCAACCAACCAAUUGAUUCACAUCAAGCACCUGCAAGCCAUUUGAGGUGCCUGCAUUAUAUCGUCAAUACCUUGGACGUAACCGCCAGGAACCCAAUUCGCAAGUGAGCCGGCCACCAACCGCAACCACCUACCUACAUACUACGUCGUGGGUGCCUGCCGAUUAGAUACUCCGCCGUUGCGAACAAACCCACGUACGGCUAGCCAAGGGCCCGAGUUCCAGGGAAAGUUGCCACAAUGCCUCACCGCGUCGCAAACUUCCUGCGCACCUCGACGCAUACCCUCGAGACCCAACUCGCCGCUGGAUUCAAGCGCCAAAAAUCUCCCCCGCAAACUCCAAGGCAUUCCAGGAGCGCAUCCCCUUCUUACGCAUCAUCUAUCAACGAGGAGGCAGAAGAGUCGGGCGUCAUGACUCCAGAGAGACAUGAGUCGUCUUCUGAGGGACACCAUCACCACAGGCUAUCCCUCAAUGGUCUUGGUCAGCUCAUCCGUGGGACCAAGGACCUGCACAUCCACCAGCACUCCAACCAAGCUGCUACUCUGAACCUCAAAGUCGAAUCGCCACCCCUCGUCCUCUAUGGAGAUGCAUCAACCAGCACCGGUGCCUUGUUUUCGGGCUCGAUGCAUAUGGAACUAAAGGAGGAUGUGCCCAUUGAGUCCUUCACUGGCACCCUCAGGAUACAUGUCACCCAAAAGCGCCCCUUUACUGCGCACUGCCACGACUGCGCACAUCAGUACACGGAGCUUCAGAGCUGGUCUUUUCUCAAGGCACCGCUGGUUUUGACAAAGGGAUCACACUAUUUCCCUUUCUCCUUCCUGCUUGGCGGUCACCUUCCCGCUACUAUGGACGGACCGUUGGUAAACAUUGCGUACGAAUUCCACGCCGAAGCGACCCCUGCACAAGGCCAUGGCCCCAGCAUCAAGUUUGAUAAGAAUAUCGAGGUCAAACGUUCCCAGCCCGAAGCAGAGGUCCCGCACCACUCGAUACGCGUAUUCCCUCCUAUUGACGUCAAAUCGAGCGCGCACUAUCCCCAAGUGAUCCACCCCCUGGGUGUGAACACGCUCUCUCUCCGUCUGGACGGCAUCGCCAAGUCCAACCCAACUUGCGGGACCGUCGAGUUCUGGAAGCUUAAAAAGUUAUCGUGGAAGCUUGAGGAAAAGUCUAAAGUCAUUGCGCCCGCCUGCGAGAAGCAUGCGCCAAAGGAUGAGACGACCUCGGACGAUGCCAGCCCUGCCAAGAAGGGUCUGGAGAGGACGGAUAGCAGGAUAAUCGGCGAGCAGACCUACUUCAAGGGCUGGAAGAGCAAUUACUCGUCUGCCGAUGACGCCACUGUCGAGAUGGAGUUCGACUGGGGCCUGAGCAAGAAGCUCGAAUCGGAUUUGGCCAAGUCAAAAAAGCACAGACGAUACGUAUGCGACACCAAGUGCGCAGACGGUACUGAGGUCACGCAUCAGCUUGAGAUUGAGAUGGUGGUGUCUCAAGAGUACGCCCCAGCAAAGAAGCUAGACAUGGUGACACAGACAGGAGUUGGCCGUAUAAUGCGCAUGCACUUCAAUGUCAUCCUAACCGAGCCGUCCGGCUUGGGAAUUAGCUGGGACAAUGAAGCUCCGCCCAUAUACUCGAUGGUCCCCGCGUCCCCUCCUGCGUACUGUGGCUCAGAAGGAUCAACCGACGAUUUGGACCUCAGCAACAUCGAAACCCUGCUGGGGGGAUCGUCUCCAACAUCUCCCAUUCUUCGUUCGCCGCCAACCAGUUAUGCGGAGGCUUCGGGGUCAGUCUAAACAUCUCGACUCGACGAUUCCGAAAUGAAACAAACCAAAACAAAGCACGAGCAUAUCGUUAAUCUGUAUUCGCGAUGAUCUUGCACCCCGGCACUACCGUUCAUAAUGUUAAAAAUCACUAUUACAACGAACAUCCAGCCGGGGACGCUAGCUUCGCAUUUUUCUCACUUUGCUUAGCCUUGUUUUAUCCGCAUUAUACCCAAGCAGAAUUAUGUUUUCCUUUUUCUUUGUUCUAUUUUUGUGCGGCAAACCCGCAGCAUCAUUGGGAAACCAGACUGGCAGGGAUUCGCCAGUCUUGGAGGCGUUCAGGUAGUGCAUAUUGGGAUACUGGGAAUCAAAAAGGGGGUAUUGGCUUACUUGAGCGAGAAGGCUAGUCGCUCACGGUGAUGCAUAUUUUGAAAAUAUUAAAACAAAGGUGGAGAAGGAGUUCAGAUUAUACCACUCACAGAACAGUCAUGGACUGGUUAUCUUGUUCAGCGAAUUCACUUGUCAGUCAAUGCAUAAAAAGUAACUUCCUUUGUCUAUGUAUGGGCAAAGUCUCACGUCUUCAUGAUUGUCAUGUACCGCCAGCAUCUACAAGCCCAAAAAGGUGUAGAG
Pyricularia oryzae 70-15 is the source of this 3128-nucleotide messenger RNA. Its product is annotated as arrestin. Bases 987 to 2531 code for a protein of 514 amino acids. Lineage: Eukaryota; Fungi; Ascomycota; Sordariomycetes; Magnaporthales; Pyriculariaceae. The transcript is spliced from 4 exons. The record is from RefSeq and is a predicted model, not a curated record.